UACUGAUGUCUUGCCACAGUUUUCUUACAUGAAUACAAUGCCAAAAAAGAUGCAACACAAUUCCUGCCUCCCUUGCCCUGCAAAUGUCUACUUGUCAAACGUCAUGAAACGUCAUCAAGUGUCCACUUAAUUUGAAAACUGAGGGGAUAGGGUGUGUCUUAAGUGUUUGGACUGCAAACUUUGACAAAGAUAAUGUUACUAUUAUUUCCUUGUGAUGGUGUACAGAGUUAGUAAAGGAUAUUGUGCAAACAUCUACCUACAUCCUCUCUGUACUGGCUAGAGGUACAUUGUUUAUGUCACUCAUGCGCAAGCUCAGCUGACCAACGGUGCGGUUCUUUCGAUCGUUUAGACCAUACGUGACGUAUGGCGUGAUUGUUUUUUGAGAUCUGUACUAGCUAGCCAGCCAUUUUAGCUAUUUAACAACAACAGUGUAUUUGAUCAACACUACCUUAUUCCAAGGACGAAUAGAAGUCACAGCUAAAAUAAUGAAUAUGUUACUAUCCAAACCAGGAGACAACUGACUGUCUGUACAGCUCAUAUACUCGUUGCCUAGGGGGUUUCACAGGGGAUAAUGUCCCAUCACUGAAGAUGGGAGGCAGUGGGUCCAAGGUGAAAGGUGCUUGGCCAUUUGCUGGUUCAGGAGCUGGAGGUGAUUCAGGCAGUGAGGGGCAAGAAGACCAGUCUUUGACCCGCCUCAAAGGGACCAGAAAAGCAACCCCAUUUAUUUUCACAAGGAGGAGCUCUCUUUACUAUGAUGAGGAUGGGGACCUGGCUCAUGAGUUCUAUGAAGAGACUUUGGUGACAAAAAAUGGCCGGAAGAGGUCCAAGCUGAAGAGGAUUCAGAAGAACCUCAUACCUCAGGGAAUUGUGAAGCUGAACCAUCCCCGGAUCCAUGUAGAUUUUCCUGUCAUCCUCUGUGAGGUGUGAAUCACAUUGGGCUGGUCUAAUGUGGAAAAGAUGUCAGUCAAAGGCUGCCCCGCACUACGACUGCUCCAUCUUGAACGAUGGUGUUCCUCUGAGAAGAUGGAUGAGAUGUCUGACUACAGCUGUGGACAGACCACUGAAGCUAUGUUGCGGAGAGAAAGGGGAGGCGGAUAGAUGUUUUGGUGAAAGAUGGAGGAUAGAGUAAAAGUACUGCCUUUUGUGACAUGUAGAGAAGUGUGUGUGUGGGAGAGAAAGGUAGCUCAAGAUAAGGGAAGGUUUAUGAAUUCCCACAGUACAUGUUGACCAUUUUCAAUUUGAUCAUAUCUAUGUCUGCCCCUGUGAUUGGAGCCAAGACCUGCACUAGUGAACUUUUAAUGUAAAUAAAAAAAUAAUCUGUCUGAGUUGGAAAUACUUGAAUAAAUGGUUUACCAGGCUAAAAGACUGAGGCAUCCCCUGUUUUUAUGAAGUCCACAUAUGGUUCAGAGUUUUGUUCCACAACAAUGUGGUCACAAUAUCAAUGGUUUUGUAUUCUGCAAUUUAAAGACUGAUUGGCUCAAUUUACUAGUCCUUCUCUUUCUCGUUAUCAUAAUCCUGGGAAGCUGUUGGUGAAUAUUUUUUUUCUCUCUGCUGUAUUUCAGUUUUGGCACCAGGGGGCAGUGCUCUUGUACAGGGCCAGGGGUCAGACUGAUGUAAUUCCUCCUUCAUUCCUUCCUUUGAUGUUCUGUAGAGCAACUUCCUCUGAGAUGGGUUACUCUCGAAUGGCAGGUGAGUCAGCAGAGCUUGGAGAACAAACAGCGGAACAGCAUCAACUGAGUGACCCCCCACAGGAUGAGACCUCACCUCACUUCCAGGGUUUUUUGUCUAUCAUGUGCUCUCAGAUCCUCCACGUUACAUGCACCCUUUAGGCAUAUGUUUUGUUGGACUUUGCUUCUAACUAUUCAUUUAAAAGCUUUCAACCCCAGCCUGCUCUAAAUCUUUCCAUGAUCUUGGCAACAUGACAGCGUGUGGUACUUGGUUGGUUCAUUUGAGCCACUGCCAAUGGCCAUCUCAUCUGCCUCAAGCGGAACAUCUGCAUGCCAGAUGUCUGUGUCCAGACAGAGUUUAAAUGCUACUAGUCCUAGAGAUAUACCAUGCUUGCUUACAUGAACUAUGGGUUAUUCUGUAACACUUUAUAUUAUGGUGUAGCCUACUUACAAUUAUUUAUUAAGGGGUUUAAACUGUCAAUUAUAAGUGUAUAGAUAGUUUAUGAAUAUGUAAUGAACAUGAAGUUAAAACAUUGGUUGCAAUUGUAUGCUUGUCAUUUAACUGUUUGGCCAAAAACUGUAUAUGAACUCAAAUGGUCCUGUGUGGCUCAAUUGGUAGAGUGUGGCUUUUGCAACGCCAGGGUUGUGGCUUCGAUCCCCAUGGGAGACCAGUACAAAAAUGGAUGCACUCACUACUGUAAGUCACUCUGGAUAAGAGAGUCUGUUAAAUGACUAAAAUGUAUUAAACUGAGAACUCAAACUAUAGGCAUGGCAUUCUCAGUAUGUUGGGAGGGUCUAUUCCAGGCUUCCUCAAUAGGCGGGCCGCAGGUAAUUUUUGUUGUUGGAUAUUAAAUACUGUAAAAUCA
Messenger RNA from Oncorhynchus mykiss (rainbow trout), 2533 nucleotides. Lineage: Eukaryota; Metazoa; Chordata; Actinopteri; Salmoniformes; Salmonidae. The record is from RefSeq and is a predicted model, not a curated record.